CCUUGGUCCCGCGCCUGCGCACUGCCCGCCAGGACACUGCGAUGGCGGCUGCGGUGGUGGCGGCCCCCGAGGUCCUUCGGGAAUGCGGCUGCAAGGGCGUCCGGACCUGUCUGAUGUGCGAGCGGCAGCGCGGAGGUGAUCCGCCCUGGCAGCACUCCCCGCAAAAAACACACCGUUUCAUUUACUACUCAGACACUGGUUGGGCCGUGGGGGCCGAGGAGUCUGACUUUGAAGGAUGGGCCUUCCCUUUCCCCGGUGUGACGUUGUUAGAAGACUUCGUGACCCGAGAGGAGGAAACUGAGAUGGUGCAGCUGAUGGACCGUGAGCCCUGGAAGCUCUCACAGUCUGGACGGAGAAAGCAGGACUACGGCCCCAAAGUCAACUUUCGGAAGCAGAAGCUCAAGACAGCCGGCUUCCACGGCCUCCCCAGCUUCAGCCGGGAGGUGGUGCGGAGAAUGGGCCUGUACCCCAUCCUGGAGGACUUCCGGCCUGUGGAGCAGUGUAACCUGGACUACUGCCCGGAGCGGGGCUCGGCCAUCGACCCCCACCUGGACGACACCUGGCUGUGGGGGGAGCGGCUGGUGAGCCUCAACCUGCUGUCGCCCACUGUGCUGUCCAUGUCCCGGGAGGCGCCCGGCAGCCUGCUGCUUUGCCUGGCGCCGUCGGGCUUCCCGGAGGCCUUGGUGGAAGGUGUGAUGGCCCCCAGCAGGUCCGUGCUGUGCCAGGAGGUGGAGGUGGCCAUCCCCCUGCCCCGCCGCGCGCUGCUUGUGCUCACUGGCGCUGCGCGGCACCAGUGGCAGCAUGCCAUCCACCGCAGACACAUUGAGGCCCGGCGCGUGUGUGUCACCUUCAGAGAGCUGUCGGCAGACUUCUGUCCUGGUGGGAAGCAGCAAGAACUGGGGCAGGAGCUCCUGCAAAUCUCUCUCUCCUUUCAGGGGAGGCCCAUGUGAGCCGCCUACCUGGGGACAGCAGCUGGCACUGGGCCUGGCCACGGGCACCAGCUCCACAGGUGACCCUUUGCCAGGAUUGAAGGGGGGAGCCCAGCACAAGGCUCUUUCGUCCCAGCUGAUUAGGGUUUUGGAGAACUGCUGAUGUGCUGACACCACGGAACUGGUUUGGUGGGGCCGUGCCUCGGGUCUGUCCCCUCUGACCUGCACUGUGGCCACUUGUUGCAGUUAUUUGUCACAGUUUAAGGGCAGUAGUGUAAUUGGAGUUUAAAAAACAUUGGCGCCACUUACAACCA
Messenger RNA from Rhinolophus ferrumequinum (greater horseshoe bat), 1243 nucleotides. It is a transcript of the gene ALKBH4, whose product is annotated as alkB homolog 4, lysine demethylase. The transcript is spliced from 3 exons. The coding region runs from base 42 to 950 and encodes 302 amino acids. The record is from RefSeq and is a predicted model, not a curated record. Gene Ontology annotation, biological process: oxidative demethylation; protein demethylation; actomyosin structure organization. Gene Ontology annotation, cellular component: contractile ring; midbody. Lineage: Eukaryota; Metazoa; Chordata; Mammalia; Chiroptera; Rhinolophidae. Gene Ontology annotation, molecular function: actin binding; demethylase activity; oxidoreductase activity.